Melopsittacus undulatus (budgerigar) is the source of this 8926-nucleotide messenger RNA. RefSeq names its product cytoplasmic linker associated protein 1 (gene CLASP1). Gene Ontology annotation, biological process: establishment of mitotic spindle localization; mitotic spindle assembly. Gene Ontology annotation, cellular component: spindle microtubule; microtubule organizing center; mitotic spindle. The transcript is spliced from 39 exons. Gene Ontology annotation, molecular function: kinetochore binding; microtubule binding. Bases 331 to 4833 code for a protein of 1500 amino acids. The record is from RefSeq and is a predicted model, not a curated record. NCBI's taxonomy places the organism in Eukaryota, Metazoa, Chordata, Aves, Psittaciformes, Psittaculidae.
GAGCGCCGUCCGGCCCCCGCCCCGCCGCCUCCCCGCGCCGCCACCGGCAGAAUGGACUGCUGAAUUGGGAAUUAUUGCAGACUCAACAGUACAGCACGGCUCGUUGUUUCGUCUAUUGCUAGUUAUUUAAAUUGGACUUUUAAUAUCCUGCCAGCUGCUGUUCACACACACAUGGUGCAUUGUUGGCAUUCUCAGAAUUGCAUCUUUGAAAUCCAGACCCUCAGUAACCUUCAUCGAACAAAGAGGCGACCUCCUGCAUACGUUCAUAGAGGGAUUUUUUGAACCUGCUGCCCUCUAGCUUUCUUGCUGGUGCUGUAUUUGUGAGACACUAUGGAGCCCACUAUGGAGUACUGCUUAGCGCAGGUGCUGCAGAAAGACGUUGGAAAGAGACUUCAGGUUGGCCAGGAAUUGAUAGAUUACUUCUCAGAUAAACAGAAGUCAGCUGAUCUUGAACAUGAUCAGACUAUGCUGGAUAAAAUGGUUGAUGGACUGGCCACUUCUUGGGUCAAUUCCAGCAAUUAUAAGGUGGUUCUCCUGGGGAUUGACAUAAUUUCUGCAUUAGUAUCCCGCUUGCAAGAUCGCUUCAAGGCCCAAAUUGGAACAGUGCUGCCAAGUUUACUUGAUAGGCUGGGAGACUCUAAAGACUCAGUGAGGGAGCAGGAUCAGACCUUGCUGCUGAAAAUCAUGGAACAAGCUGCUAACCCUCAGUAUGUGUGGGACAGGAUGCUAGGAGGAUUCAAACACAAGAAUUUCCGGACAAGAGAAGGGAUUUGUCUCUGCCUUAUUGCAACACUCAAUGCAUCUGGAGCUCAGAGUUUAACACUGAGUAAGAUAGUGCCACAUAUAUGUAACUUACUUGGAGAUCCAAACAGCCAGGUUCGAGAUGCAGCAAUAAACAGCCUUGUGGAAAUUUACAGACAUGUUGGUGAACGUGUAAGGGCUGAUCUCAGUAAAAAAGGAUUACCCCAGUCUCGGUUGAAUGUAAUUUUUACAAAAUUCGAUGAGGUCCAAAAAUCUGGAAAUAUGAUCCAGAGUUCAAGUGAUAAAAUUUUUGAUGAUGAAGACUCCGUGGAUGGGAACAGACCCUCCUCAGCUAGCUCCUCUACGUCUUCAAAGGCCCCUGCAAACUCACGUAGAGUUGGGAUGGGGACUACCCGCAGACUUGGGUCUGUAGCUCUGGGCUCCAAGUCCUCAACAGCCAAAGAGGGAGCAGGUGCUGUGGAUGAAGAAGACUUUAUUAAGGCAUUUGAAGAUGUCCCAACGGUUCAGAUCUAUUCCAGCCGGGAUCUUGAGGAAUCCAUAAACAAAAUAAGAGAGAUACUAUCAGAUGAUAAGCAUGACUGGGAACAGAGAGUUUCUGCAUUGAAAAAGAUCCGCUCCUUACUUUUGGCUGGAGCUGCAGAGUAUGAUAACUUCUUCCAGCACUUAAGACUUUUGGAUGGAGCAUUUAAAUUAUCUGCUAAAGACCUGCGGUCUCAAGUAGUACGAGAAGCUUGUAUCACGUUGGGACAUUUAUCAUCAGUUCUGGGAAACAAGUUUGACCAUGGGGCAGAAGCCAUCAUGCCAACAAUUUUUAAUCUAAUUCCGAAUAGUGCCAAAGUCAUGGCCACUUCUGGUGUUGUAGCAGUUAGAUUAAUCAUUCGACAUACACACAUCCCUCGAUUAAUACCCAUCAUAACCAGUAAUUGUACCUCUAAGUCUGUUGCAGUUAGAAGGCGCUGUUUUGAAUUUUUAGAUUUGUUGUUGCAGGAGUGGCAGACACAUUCCCUAGAAAGACACAUAUCAGUGUUAGCUGAAACAAUAAAGAAGGGAAUUCAUGAUGCAGACUCUGAAGCCAGGAUAGAGGCAAGAAAGUGUUAUUGGGGUUUCCACAGUCACUUCAGCCGAGAGGCAGAGCAUUUGUACCACACCUUGGAGUCUUCCUACCAGAAAGCUCUGCAGUCACAUUUGAAGAACUCUGACAGCAUCGUGUCCUUGCCACAGUCAGAUCGCUCUUCCUCCAGCUCCCAGGAGAGUCUCAACCGUCCUUUGUCUGCCAAAAGAAGUCCUACUGGAAGUACUACGUCUAAAGCAUCUACAGUAAGUACAAAAUCUGUGUCAACACCAGGAUCUCUGCAGCGAUCCCGCAGUGACGUCGAUGUGAAUGCAGCAGCUAGUGCCAAGUCAAAAGUGACGUCUUCUGGAUCAUCCACUCCCUUCAGUUCUGCUGCAGCCUUGCCCCCAGGCUCAUACGCAUCACUAGGUCGGAUUCGUACAAGGAGACAGAGCUCUGGCAGUGCCACAAGCGUCACCUCAAUGCCUGCUGAUACCCGAGGCCGCAGCCGGGCUAAAGUAGUUUCCCAGUCCCAGCCUGGUAGCCGGUCCAGUUCCCCGGGUAAGCUCUUAGGAAGCCCCUAUGGUGGCCUGAGUGGUGGAACAUCCAGAGUCCAGCCGGCACCAUCAUCUUCAGAGAAGCGCAGCAAGAUCCCUCGGAGCCAGGGAUGCAGUCGAGAGACGAGUCCCAGCAGAAUAGGACUAGCACGGAGCAGUCGUAUCCCCCGACCCAGCAUGAGUCAGGGGUGCAGUCGUGAUACCAGCCGUGAGAGCAGUCGAGAUACAAGCCCUGCUCGGGGCUUUCCUCCACUUGACCGGUUUGGACUCGGACAGCCAGGCAGGAUGCCUGCUUCUGUGAAUGCCAUGCGAGUCCUGAGCACAAGCACAGAUCUGGAGGCUGCUGUGGCCGAUGCACUGCUGUUAGGAGACUCCAGGAGCAAGAAAAAGCAAGUGAGAAGAAGAUAUGAACCCUAUGGGAUGUACUCUGAUGAUGAUGCUAACAGUGAUGCAUCAAGCGCUUGCUCAGAGCGCUCCUAUGGUUCCAGGAAUGGGGGCAUUCCACACUACCUGCGGCAGACUGAAGAUGUGGCUGAGGUUCUGAACCACUGUGCCAGCUCCAACUGGUCUGAAAGGAAAGAGGGGCUCAUAGGUCUUCAGAACUUACUGAAAAGUCAGCGGACACUGAGCCGAGUCGAGUUGAAAAGGCUAUGUGAAAUAUUUACUCGCAUGUUUGCUGACCCUCACAGCAAGAGAGUCUUUAGCAUGUUUCUGGAAACCCUGGUUGAUUUCAUCAUCAUUCAUAAAGAUGACUUGCAGGAUUGGCUUUUUGUUCUCCUGACACAGUUGCUAAAGAAGAUGGGAGCAGAUUUGCUGGGGUCUGUGCAGGCGAAAGUUCAAAAGGCUCUGGAUGUCACCAGGGAUUCUUUUCCAUUUGAUCAACAAUUUAACAUUUUGAUGAGAUUUAUUGUAGAUCAGACCCAAACACCAAACCUGAAGGUGAAAGUUGCUAUCCUGAAGUAUAUUGAGUCCUUGGCAAGACAGAUGGAUCCAACAGACUUUGUGAACUCUAGUGAGACAAGACUUGCUGUAUCUAGAAUUAUAACUUGGACAACAGAACCAAAGAGCUCAGAUGUGAGAAAGGCAGCACAAAUAGUCCUGAUUUCUCUAUUUGAAUUGAACACUCCUGAGUUUACCAUGUUACUUGGUGCCUUGCCAAAAACAUUCCAGGAUGGUGCUACCAAGCUCCUGCACAACCACCUCAAGAACUCGAGUAACACCAGUGUGGGUUCACCCAGCAAUACCCUUGGUCGGACCCCUUCCCGGCACUCCAGCAGCAGAACCAGCCCCUUAACUUCACCUACCAACUGUUCCCAUGGUGGGCUGUCUCCAAGUAUGCUGGAUUAUGACACGGAGAACCUAAAUUCUGAUGAAAUCUACAGCUCUCUUCGUGGAGUCACAGAAGCAAUUGAAAAAUUUAGUUUCCGUAGUCAAGAGGACCUGAAUGAGCCAAUCAAACGUGAUGGAAAGAAAGACUGUGACAUUGUGUCUCGAGAUGGUGGCCUUGCUGUGCCUACCAGUGAUGUCCGUGGAAGCAGUGACAUUGUGGAAGGUGGAAGGAUGGCUCUAGAUAACAAAACUUCCCUGCUUAACACCCAGCCUCCCCGCGCCUUUUCAGGGCCACGUGCUCGAGAAUAUAACCCCUAUCCUUAUGCUGACACAAUUAACACUUAUGAUAAGACUGCCCUGAAGGAAGCAGUAUUCGAUGAUGACAUGGAUCAGCUUCGGGAUGUGCCCAUUGACCAUUCAGAUUUGGUGGCUGAUCUUCUGAAAGAGCUCUCCAACCACAACGAACGAGUGGAGGAGCGGAAAGGAGCUCUCCUGGAGCUGCUAAAGAUCACAAGGGAAGAUAAUCUUGGAGUUUGGGAGGAACAUUUCAAAACCAUUCUGCUCUUACUGCUGGAAACUCUGGGAGACAAAGAUCAUUCAAUAAGAGCCCUGGCACUGCGAGUCCUGAGAGAGAUCUUAAGGAACCAACCAGCAAGGUUUAAGAACUAUGCGGAGUUGACUAUCAUGAAAACACUGGAAGCACAUAAAGAUUCCCACAAGGAGGUCGUCAGAGCUGCUGAAGAAGCUGCUUCCACACUGGCAAGUUCCAUCCACCCUGAGCAAUGCAUCAAGGUGCUUUGCCCCAUCAUUCAGACUGCAGAUUAUCCAAUUAAUUUAGCUGCCAUCAAAAUGCAGACAAAAGUAAUUGAGAGGAUUUCAAAGGAAUCGUUGCAUCAGCUCCUUCCUGAUAUCAUUCCUGGAUUAUUACAGGGUUAUGAUAAUACAGAGAGCAGUGUCCGUAAAGCUAGUGUAUUUUGCCUAGUGGCAAUUUAUUCAGUAAUUGGAGAAGAACUGAAACCUCAUCUCGCACAACUCACAGGAAGCAAGAUGAAGCUACUAAACUUGUACAUAAAGAGGGCCCAGACCACCAACAGCAACAGCAGCUCCUCUUCAGAUGUUUCAACGCACAGUUAAUGGAGAUAUGUGGACAUAUGUGUAGACUUAGAAGCAAUCAAUGGUGCCUCUCAGAGACCUUUCUGCUACUCUUCACUGGCGUGCUCCAUCAGCUCAAGGAGGCCAUGCAGAUAUUUAUUGCAAUCAGUAUUUUAGUUCCUUAAAAGCAUUUAUGUAGAAUCUUACUGGUAUUGAAUGUAAAGGAAGCAAGGUCUGUGUUGCAGUCUUCAUUAAAAGUGAACAACAGAAAGCCAUACUUAAACAUAUUUGUAUAGCCUGCUGAAAUCUCAGAAAUAUGUUUAGGUUAGCAUUCCAAAACUGAGUUCAGAAACCUGGAUAUGUGUAAAAGUCAAACAAAUCUUAUUGGUUUAGUUCAUACCCAGUUUUGGUUUCUAUGUGCUAGUUACCUGCUCUCUUCCCAUCAGCUGCUCUGGCUAGGUUCUCUUACAAGUCUUGUGGUCCUGUUUUGUACUCCCUGCUGCAUCUGGCCUAAUGUGCAGAGCUGUCUGCAGGGAGAUCUUUGCAGAUGUGGUUGUGAUUCCAGCCUUGGAUGCUUUAAUACUGGGAGAUAUCAAGUGAGUAAUGAAAAAGUAGGUUCUUUUUAAACAUCUGAGAUUUUGUACAUAGUUGUUCUGACUGACCUUCGAUAGGCUAAUUUCUCUGUAACUGCUCUCCAGCCAGCUGUGCUGUGCAGAACAGCUGGGCUUUUGCUCUUUUCACUGACUGUGUAAAUAUUUCUCCCCUCCUAACCCAUUUGGCUCUUUCAUACACUCAAAAGACUCUCCAGGUUACUUGUUACUCCACAAAGGGAACCUGAGACCCAGUUCUGGGACUGAUGGCCUGCAAACGGGACACUGGAGUUGGGUGGAUGCAUAUUGGAUUAGGUUCUGAGUAUGCCCGUGGGUGGGCAGUGGGGGCUCGCAGGGCUGUAUCUCAGUGCUGCCUUGUGAGGCUAGCUGCAUUUUUGAAGUAUAUAGUGUCAAAGGGCUGAUCUGCUGCUCUGACCUGACCCACUGGCAGUGGGUGGUGAACGGCUUUGUCCCCACAACUCCGUUAUGCUUUGGGCAAAAUGUUCACCCCAGAGGACAGAAAGGGCUUCUGAAACGGAACAAAAAGACCCUGUGGAAGCACCUGCUGAGCCAGCUGGGACAAUGCUGGUUGCCUGCCACAUCUCUCCUCCUGUGCCUGAAGAGCCUGCAGUGCUGUUAGCUGCCUUUAGAAACCUCUUUCUUCCUGGCCAGCACCACGCACAGCUCUGCUGGGUGCUCUGCAUUUUGGAGGGGUGUGGAGAGCCCUUGCUGGGCACUACUGUCAACAGGGUGCUCUGGAUAAGGGUACCAGAAAGCAAAUGCUUUUGCAGCCUAAUGACACAGACCAGGUCAGUGCCAAACCAGCAGCAGCCAAAUACCCCACAGCACCAGCUUUCCCAAAGGGAGAUUCUCUGUUUGGAAAUGGUGAGCACCCCUGCCUCUGCCUGUAACCAGGGGAAGCAGGAGGAUGCUCGUGCUUUGUUUGGCCCUGAGCUGGAUCCUGGCUGAUGGGCAUGCCCACCCCAAACAUACAGUGGACGGGAGCUGGCUUUUUGCCUGCAGUGCCAGCAAUGCAAGAGGAUGGUGGACCUUCAGCUUAUGGCUGCAGCUGUGCUGAUGGAUGUAUGCUCCCUGGCUAUUCUCAGUGCCUUGGUCUCUCUCCAGCCCCUCCAUUUCCCCUUUGGGAGGCUGAAGGGACACCUUGGUAGUGUACUGAGAAUGUGAAAGUCUACUGCAGAAGGGAGUGCAGUGAGGAUGGUAAAGCCACAUUGUUCUCCCUUCCCAUCAGUUCAUCCCUGUGUGUCUAACCCCUGGCCUCAAGGACCUGGAAGCUGAUGCUUGGUGCCACCUCCCUUCCCAGUCCUCAGCUCAGGAAGGACUGGGGACUGGUGGGAACUGUGUGAGAUUGGGCUGCAAAGCUUGUUGGUCCUUUUCCCUACUGAUGUGAGAACAGAGGAGGUGACCUGCUCCCAGGUAUGUUAGGGUGUGUCCAGGCUUUUGCUGGCUGCAGGGUUGGUUCCUUCAAUUUUCCCCAUGAGUAACGCCAUAGCAGGAGAAAUGGUGAGAUCUUGGUGGGUGGGAUUCUCCCAGGGUCUUUCCCACAGGCUCAGAAAAGCCAUCCUCACCAGAGGGAGGAUUGGCUGCUCCAUGGUUGGUGUCUCCCUUUCCGUGGACCAUUUCUUUUCAACAUCUUUCAGUAUGCUUGUUAGUAUAUUCUUCUUUUUCUUUUUAAAUUUUGAACGAUUCAGAUUAUUUUAGUUCAACACAAAUUUAUUUUCCCUUUUGAGGAAAUACUCAGCUGACUUGUUGGCAGCAGUUAGCUGUCUUGUGUGAAUUUUUAGUGGUGGGUUUGGGGUUAUUUUUUGUUGUUUGGUUUGGUUUUGAUUUUUUUUUUUAAGUUGGACUUUGACUUCUUAGUAUUUAUGCCUCUCCUUCUCCCCAUCUCAGUUCAGCAUCUUCUGUUCCAGAUCUGUGGUUCAGAAAGUCAGCACAGCUGACCAGAUGGAGAUUAGUCCCUCCCAGCUGUAAUGGAGCUUGGUCCAUCACCGUUUGCCGUUUCUUUAUUAUUGUUUUUAAUGGCACACUGUAGUAAAUCUCCAGGAAUUUAAUUCCUUCUCAAAUGUUUUUUAUAUAUUUUAUCAAAUCCUGUUAGUAUGCACUGAGAGUGAACGCACUGUAUCGUCCCUGAGCUGACGCUGGUGCCUGUGCUGACACUGCGGUAGGAGUUAACAGCUCGUCCUUGGCAAAGAUACAUGUAACUGGCUGCUGCUCCAGUGACCUGUGUUUUCCAAUACUAUUGGCACACGUGGGACUGCAAAUGGUAGAACCAGGCCUUACUUUCUAAAUCAGAUUUGGUUCUGUUUGUCAACAGAUGCUCUUUAAUGUGCUACUUAAUUUUGUUACGUGAGUCAGUCAAGGAUUGUUCAUCCUUUGAGUACUCUAGAAGUAUGUUAUACCUGUAUACAGUAGAGAGCAUUCUGCUUAGGUAUUUAUAAGUCAUUGCGUAUAAUGUACAUAGUAAGGUUGUUUAGUAUGUUGAACAUGACCCAAUUAAUUUUUUUGUGUUUCCUUUGAAGUACUCAAAGGGCUAGCUCUGAAUGUCACCUCUCUGAUCUCCAGUGUUCUGACUUCAACAAGCUGUACAAUCAUUCUGUUUUCUCUUCAGCAAGCAUAAAGGUCUCUCUGGCUACAAAUCACAGUGUCCAUAUACGCUUGCAGAGAAAGAUCUGCAUGCUGGCAGUGCCUCACCGCACCGGUGAAGCUUGUGUUCAUGUUCUCCCGGCAGUAGGCACCUACUGCAGCUGACUUCUUUUCCUUGCUGCCCAUUAUGGAGGGCUUCAAUUUUUCGUAUCUUAAAAAAAAAAAAAAAGAAAAAAAAUAGUGUAUUUUCUUUGCCCACCAUGCUCUAGAAGUCUGAAUGGGAGAAAACUCUCAGCAGACAGUGGCUCCUGGCUGCAAGGUUGCCGAAAUCUCAGAUAUGGAUGUUUUUUCUGCCAUUGGCUGCACCAGUGCUCCGUGGGCAUGGGCAAAUACCAGAUCCAUCCGCCCCACAGGUCUACGUACUGUAGUUCUCAUGUAGUGCAGAAAUAUCGAGGCAUGUGGCUUUCUUAAGGUACACUAUGUGUGCUUGCCUGGAUUACAAUACAAUACGAGACUGUCUUUUUUUAUUGCUUAUUACUAGCUUACCAAUAACCUGUAUAAGUAAUGUAACUUGCAUCUUUGUCAUCAAAACCUUUUCUCCCCACCCCUUUAUUUAUCAAACAUAAUAUUACAUAUUAAGGGACAGAAAAAAUAGACCUUUGUAGAAUACAGCAGGACAUUGCUAACAAUGUUUUAAAUGGGAAGUAAAAACCGCUCUGAAAAAUGCCAGCCAUGAGAAAUGACUUUGUUGGCACCGUGUUCAUGCGCAUGUAUUUUUUUCUAUUUUUUCCGCUUUUGUCAUGUUACAUCCAUAUCUGUAUUUAUAUCUUAUUUGUUUCACUUUUGAGUGUAUCAUGGCAAUUGUACAGAUGGUUUUUGUUAACAUUUACGUGAUAGAAUUUGCUAAGAAAAAAAAAAUAAAACCUUUUGAGUUUGCCCUAGAA